AUGGCAAGCAUAUCCUCUUUUCCAGUACCAAUUCAGAUCCGCGAGCACGAUGAAAUCAGACUUUCCGACGACAUUAUCCUGUCCGCCAUGAUCUGGCUACCAGAAGAUGCGACAGUGAAACCAGUACCCGCAAUUCUUGAGUAUUUACCCUACAGAAAACGCGAUGGCACUGCAGAGCGAGAUGCUCUCAAUCACUCUUACAUCGCCUCCUAUGGAUAUGCAUGUGUCCGUGUCGAUAUGCGAGGCAGCGGGGAUUCUGACGGCACUCUACUCGGCGAAUACCUUGAACAGGAACAGGACGAUGCCCUGGAGAUCUUGCAGUGGAUAGCUGCGCAGGACUGGUGCUCUGGGCCGAUUGGCAUGAUCGGAAUCUCAUGGGGCGGGUUCAACGGGUUGCAAGUGGCGGCUCGACGGCCGCCCGAAUUGAAAGCCGUCAUCUCAAUCUGCUCGACCGACGACCGGUAUGCAGACGACGUUCAUUACAUGGGUGGCUGUCUACUCGUCGACAACUUCACAUGGGGCGCGACCAUGUUCAGCAUCACGCCGACCCCUCCCGAUCCGGCUCUGGUCGGUGACAAGUGGCGGGACCUGUGGAUGAGUCGCCUGGAAGCAGGAGGAAACUGGAUGGUCGAGUGGCAUGAGCACCAACGGCGUGACGAGUUCUGGAAACACGCCUCGAUCUGCGAGGACUACAGCGCCAUUCAGUGCCCCGUCUACCUCGUCGGCGCCUGGUCGGAUGGAUACUCGAACACGAUCUUCCGCAUGCUGGAACACCUCGAAUGUCCUCGAAAGGGCUUGAUAGGGCCCUGGGCUCAUGCGUAUCCCAAUUUCGCCACUCCCGGUCCGCAGAUUGGCUUCUUGCAGGAGUCCCUCCGCUGGUGGGAUAAGUGGUUGAAAGGCAAAGAAACGAGGAUCAUGGACGAGCCGAUACUCCGCUGCUAUUUGCAGGAUACUGUGCCUCCUCGCACGCAGUAUGAUUUCCGUCCCGGCCACUGGGUGGCUGAGAAAAGUUGGCCCUCUCCACAUAUCACCACCCGCACUAUGCGACUCUCAGCCGGGCGUCUGAGUGAUAAGCUCUCAGAAUCAUCAGAUAACCUACUUUCAAUCUGCUCUCCCAUGACGAUUGGUCUUGCCGGCGGUCUGUGGUGCCCAGGCCUUGAUCUCGAUCUUCCCGGGGACCAGCGUGCCGAAGCGGGCGGCUCCCUCCUGUUUGACAGUACGCCGCUGAGCCAACACCUCGAUAUCCUUGGUGCUCCAAUUGUUCAUCUCCGCGUCGCAAGCGACAAAUCAAACGCUCUCGUCGCAGCUGUCCUCUCCGAGAUCCUCCCAGACGGCUCGGCCACCAGGAUAUCUUUUGGACUGCUCAACCUGACACAUCGUGAGAGCCACACACAUCCGAUCCCGCUAGAGCCGGGGUGUUUCUACGACGUCACUAUCAAGCUUAACGAGUGUGGUCAACGCAUCGGCAUUGGAAGUCGCCUUCGUCUCGCGCUGUCGACGUCAUACUUCCCGAUCUGCUGGCCCUCUCCUGAGGCUGCGACUCUGACGAUUGACUGCGGCCAGAGUAAUUUCGAGCUUCCCACCCGACCACAAAGCGACCAGGAUUCCCAGCUGAGACCAUUCGAGCCUGCAGUAACCGGAAACCCCGUGAAGACGAGGGUGCUGAGACCCGGGAAGAAAAUGAGUGGCACCAUCACCGAGGACACCGAAACAGGCCGCAAAACGCUCUGUCGGAUUCUGGAUACGGGCCUGGUUGAGUUCGUGGCCAUCGGCUGGCACUACGGAGAUACCAGCACGAGCAUCUACUCAAUUUCGCCGGAGGAUCCGCUGUCGGCCUACGCGGAGAUGCAGUUCAAGCAGGAAUACGGCCGGGAGGGUCUCGACUUGGUUAUUGAGGGAUGGUGCAAAAUGACGGCGACUCGGACCGAGUUUCAUUUUACUGCUCGGUUUGAUGCGUUUGAAAAUGGAAAGAGAGUAUUUGGGCGAGACUAUUCCUCCACUGUUUCACGCGACCUUGUUUGA
Molecule: messenger RNA, 2022 nt
Organism: Fonsecaea erecta
Lineage: Eukaryota; Fungi; Ascomycota; Eurotiomycetes; Chaetothyriales; Herpotrichiellaceae
Exons: 1
Coding region: 1-2022 (673 amino acids)
Molecular function (GO): dipeptidyl-peptidase activity
Source: RefSeq, a predicted model, not a curated record